This is a messenger RNA of Rotaria socialis, 465 nucleotides long. NCBI's taxonomy places the organism in Eukaryota, Metazoa, Rotifera, Eurotatoria, Philodinida, Philodinidae. The record is from the annotation of a GenBank genome assembly.
AUGACUAGUGUUUAUCCAACGGAAGAAAAAUCAAGUCCUCCACCCACUUAUGAACAAGCAACACACUCACCACAUACUGCAACUAUGCCGCCAGCAUUUGGUGCGUACACAAUAUCCUCUACAGCUUUUCCACCACAAGCAGCACCUGUGGGUAUGUGUCCAACAUCUAUGAUGGCUUUACCAUCAUAUUCUUCACCUGCUGGUACCAAUAUGCUUAUAACAACACGGCCGUUGAUGUACGGUGACUUACCUAUUCAAUGUAGUUGUCCUAAUUGCUAUCAAAUCAUUGUUACACGUGUAGAAAAGAAAGAAGCUUUACUAUCGUGGUUAAUUUGUAGUGGAAUUCUUUUGAUGGGUGGUUGGCUAGGUUGUUGCCUUAUUCCAUUUUGUAUUGAUAGUCUCAAAGACAUUGAACAUUAUUGCCCACAUUGUGCAGCGUUACUUGGUGCACGACGAAGAAUUUAG